AAGGUGUAGUGCCCUGAGGUCUCUCUCUCUCUCUCUCUUCAUACUGUCUAAAGCUUCAUCCGUCCGUCUGUUCCACUGACUGCCACACCAUUUUGAGCCUGACGAGCCAUUAACCCAAACCCCUUUUCUUCUUUUCCUUUUCAUAAACUCCAUCCCUUGUUCAAAACCCCAAACAAGCAGAAGAAGAAAAACCCCUCUCUAUCGCUCUCACUCCUGCUCUGGCUCUCCCGACGAUGGAAGCAUUCAGCUUACUCAAGUACUGGAGAGGAGGAGCUGGUGCUAACGUGCGCACCUCCAACACCACGACCAUCGCCACGGCCGUGCGACGGGCGCCGUCCGAAACAGAUGAUUAUGAAGAUGAAGGACCAUUUUUUGACAUGGAGUUUACGGUGCCGGUGGAAGAGGAUGAGAGGGAGGAAGACGGAUAUGAAGAAGAAGAGGGAUCGGACGAGAUGGAAGGAGAGGGAGGGUUGGAUUUCAGGGUCUCGUCUGGCAAGACCCUUCCUCUCUCUCCAUCGGACCAUCUAUUCUUCAAGGGGAGGGUCGUGUCGAUCGAGCCAUCGUCGGUCGUCUUCGACCCUUCCAAGAGGCAAUUCCCCAUCUCUUUCCUGAGAUCCGCUACCAAGUUCCGCGUUUUCUUGUUAGGGUUUAAGAAGCCAAAACCCUCGCCUGAAACGAACUCUUCAGCUCAGAAGCAGCAGAGCAGCAGAUUCUUUACCGUGAAAAUGAAUCAGCAGCAUCUGGACGACGCCGCUUCUGAAGACGGAAUAUCUGCCCCUGAAAUGAAGAAGCUUGCAAAGGAUGUGAUGCACAAGUAUCUGAAGAUGAUCAAGCCUCUCUACGUUAGGGUUUCUAGAAGGCAGGGACAGAAGCCGAGAUUUUCUGGACAGCUAAAUUCAUUGGGGUUAGGGUUUGGAAGGACAAGGAGCAGCCCUGCUGGAGGAGCUACUGCCUCCUCCAAAGGGGAAGCCAUUGCUCCGUCCCUUUCAAAUUCGAAUUCUCAACAGAAGCAGGGGAGUUUGCUUGUAGCCUGCAGGCAUUUGGGCAAAAGUCGUUCCGCGUCCUCCGCGGCCGUGGCAGCCGCACCACCUCUGCAACACCCGCACUUGCAAUCACAGAGACGAGACGAUUCGCUCUUACAGCAGCAGGAUGGGAUCCAAAGUGCCAUUGCUCACUGCAAAAGGUCCUUCACUGCUCCCAAAGAAUCGGAGGUAGUUACUGUGUGCUGAGAGAGAGAGAGGCUUGCAUUUGAAUCCCUUCAAAUUUUGAGAGAGGAAGAAGCUCAGCUCUUUUUGGGUGUGUGUAAAGAUGGUUACUAGAACCAGAAAAUCAGAAUACAUCAUGUCGCUAAUCUUAUGUAAAGAUCAUUUCCAACAUAGACAUAAGUGUGUUUUUGCUAGCUA
Messenger RNA from Magnolia sinica, 1403 nucleotides. RefSeq names its product probable membrane-associated kinase regulator 2. Bases 234 to 1229 code for a protein of 331 amino acids. The record is from RefSeq and is a predicted model, not a curated record. The transcript is spliced from 2 exons. Lineage: Eukaryota; Viridiplantae; Streptophyta; Magnoliopsida; Magnoliales; Magnoliaceae. Gene Ontology annotation, cellular component: plasma membrane.